AUGGUCGGGGCCUACUUACUUUUUCUUCUUGGCUCCAUCGUGACGUCCCACGCCUUCCACUGCCCCUACGUAGACGGCAAGUAUCCGCACGAGGUGGAAUGUAACGUCUUCUACAAGUGUCACGGAGGCAGGCACCACCUGUACAACUGUCCGCCCGGCUACUACUACAACAUCGCCAUUGACGACUGCGACAGACCGCAGAACGUGCUCGACUGUGUGGAAGGUCACAGAAUAGACAGCUACAGACAGAAGAUCAACGAGAGGAUAGCAAAUCCCAAAGCUUCGAAAUAUCAAAACUGGUUUCACUGCCCCGACGACGGCAACUUCGCCCACCCAACUGACUGCCGCUACUACUACUGGUGCAUCAAUGGAGUGGCCGAGAAGCAGGCCUGUCCCCCGGGAACCAUGUUCAGCAGCCGUGAAAACCUCUGUACCUGGCCCAACCUCGUCACGGAGUGCAGCCGAGAUGGCACGCGAAACGGAGGUGACGUCUACGUAGCUUCAGGUCUUGAAAGUGUUGGUGCUGUAAGGACAAAGCGUGAAGCAGACACACCCAAAGUUGCAACCUUUCAGUCGAUACACCACACUAUCAAAUGUAAUAACGAAACUGGCUACUACCCUCACCCCCGGCUGUGCACCAUUUACUUCUGGUGUGUAGGCUUCCGCCACCUCAUCCAGCGCUGUCCGCCUAAUACGUUAUUCAGCGCCGAGGAGAACGUAUGCACGUGGCCCCACUUGGCAGAGGGCUGUGACAUCUACACUGGCGAACGAAUAAGGGGCGCCAGUUACAGUAACAAAGAAAUAGAACACAGAACAAAACGAAGUGAAGAAAACGUGAAAGUGGACACGUAUCAGGGAUGGCGUAAUCAUUUCGAGUGUCCUGAAGAAUCGGGCUACUACCCGCACGAAGAAGACUGCAAUGUCUUCUACUGGUGCGUCAACUGGCAACACCAGCUAUCCAACUGCGCUCCUGGCUCGUUCUUCAACGACGUCGUAAAGGCGUGCACGUGGCCAAGGGAAGUUCCGGAAUGUGACGAGCACGAUGGACACAGACUCCAAUCGUACAGAAACAAAGGACUUUCAAAGAGACACAGAAGAAGCGAAGGUGAAAUUCCAAAAGCUGUCACCUUCCAAUCCCUGGACGCCAAGUCUGUUUGUCCGGAAGACUACGGCUACUUCCCUCACCCGACAGACUGCAAGAAGUACUACUGGUGUCUGGGGCCAAUCGCGUACGAGCAAACUUGUUCCGGCGAACUCCUCUUUGAUCCGGUCAUCACCAGGUGUUCCUGGAAACACACGAUUCAAGGAUGUGACUCCAAUGGAAGACGCACGUCGCCGUAUAUCGCUAAAGGAAUCGGCAGAAGCAAGCGGAGUCCAGCACUCAACCAAGGAGGUUAUGGUCCUGACGUAUUCACAUGUCCACAAAUGGACGGAACCUACAGACAUAGAACCAACUGCAGUAUUUUCUAUACUUGCAAAAACGGACAUCCUACACAAUUCACCUGCAACCUUGGCUCCGUUUUAAACCCGGUUAGAAACAACUGUGAUUGGCCGAAAAAUGUGCCAGACUGUGACCCACGCGGCGUUAGAAUCGGGACUCUACCCGAUCCACCAAAAGAGGAAGAGAAGAAACGAAAACCAAGAAGCACACACAGACAUACUGAUGCAGGUGUGUAA
Gigantopelta aegis is the source of this 1677-nucleotide messenger RNA. Its product is annotated as chondroitin proteoglycan 2-like. Bases 1 to 1677 code for a protein of 558 amino acids. Gene Ontology annotation, molecular function: chitin binding. The record is from RefSeq and is a predicted model, not a curated record. Gene Ontology annotation, cellular component: extracellular region. Lineage: Eukaryota; Metazoa; Mollusca; Gastropoda; Neomphalida; Peltospiridae. The transcript has 12 exons.